AUGAUCGACGUGCGUUCCUCACCGGCUCGUCAUCUUUCGGCAUGCUGGAAGGCCUGUACUGGUGAUUUCUCAUCAAUCGCGGCUGUGAGAGACGCUGGCUCACAAGUCACUGAUGACGCUCACCCAGCUCCAUACAUCUCCUCUCGAGCAGUGACGACAGCUAGAGUUGGGCGCGAUCGCUGGACCAGCGGUAGCAGGCCAUCCCCAAAGCUGUGCAGACGAGUCAAAGGAUCCUCGGGCGGUCUGGCGUUCAGUUCCAAGGCUGACACACCACUCGGCGCGAUCGCGUGGCUGCUGAUCGGAGGCCUCCCAGAAUGCAGUGUAAGCGAGUCAAAGGAUCCUAUGGAGCACUGCGUUGAGAUUCAAAUGGCGGCGCGCCGAGCGGAGCGUUUGGGCCCGCCGACGGAGGAGAACGUCACUACUGCGGAGACCCAAGGUGCACGCUCCCUCGUUGCUCCCAGUACCGGCUACACCGUGCAAGAGCUUGUUGCGAGAAUGCCUGAUCACGUGAGGCAGGACAGCCAGAUUCAAUCAGUCGCAUCCGACACGGACAACCCCGAAGCGGACAGUCAGUACCUCAUGAUGAAGUACAUGCAGCAAGUCAGGCAGAGGAACAGCGGAGUGACCGAUGGCGGCGAGAGUGCUCCCGGGAUGGAUGGGACGCAGGCCGGUCGAGGGGGUCUGACUGGCCCGUCUGGUAGCUAG
This is a messenger RNA of Dioszegia hungarica, 705 nucleotides long. RefSeq lists its product as uncharacterized. The transcript has 4 exons. NCBI's taxonomy places the organism in Eukaryota, Fungi, Basidiomycota, Tremellomycetes, Tremellales, Bulleribasidiaceae. The record is from RefSeq and is a predicted model, not a curated record. The coding region runs from base 1 to 705 and encodes 234 amino acids.